GUAAAAAAAAUGAAUUGAGAAUUGCCUGUGAUUAUAAUAUCAAUUAAUAUUGUCACUGUACUUUAAUCAGGUCGUAUAAUUUAUUUGUUUUUAUUUAUGUUAUAAAACAAUAACAAUGAUAUGGAAAUUUUUAAAUUAUCUUUAUGAAUUUUUGUUGAUUGUCAGAGUAUUUUUAGAUAGCGAGAUUUAAUCCAGUUUUGUUUAUAUUCUUAACAAAUUCCGUGAAAAUUGUUUUCCUCGGGGUUUUUCCGGUCUUUUUCCUCAUGAACUUCGCAGUCAGCUGAUGCCACUGAUUUCUGGAAAUCAAACACGUGAGGAGAGUUCUAUAACCUUUAAAUUUGACACCUGCACUAAUUUUCAAAAGCCGAUUACAAAAUCAUGAAAAGAAUAAUAUAUUAAUCUAUAAAAAUUCAAGUCUAUUGAUUGAUUGAUUGACUAUUGAUGUUGAGUUUAUGUUGAGAUUAUCCUGGAGCACAUGAAAAUGGCAAAUGCAGACACCACAAAAAUGGAAGCAAUUGGAAAAGUUCUGAAUGACGACAAGAGACCGUUGAAGGAGAGAUUCCGCGCUUUAUUUACAUUAAAAAAUAUUGGAGGAGAGGAGGCGAUUGAUUGGAUAAAAAAAUCAUUCGAGGAUCCUUCAGCAUUGUUAAAACACGAGUUGGCAUAUUGUUUAGGACAAAUGCAAGACUCCAGAGCAAUUCCAGUAUUGAUUGAUGUAUUAAAAGACAUCAAUCAGGAGCCAAUGGUUCGACAUGAAGCGGGAGAAGCUCUCGGAGCUAUUGGAGACGAUGAAGUGAUCCCAAUCCUUGAAGAAUAUAGCAAAGACCCAGUGAUCGAGGUCGCAGAGACGUGCCAACUAGCCCUGAAGAGGAUAAACUGGUUGAAGGAAAGUAAAAAUCAUCCAGAGAAUUUAUCAGAGAAUCCUUAUUCCUCGGUGGAUCCAGCACCGCCUUGUAAAAUCAGAGACGUUGAAAAAUUGAAGGAGAUUUUAUUAAACGAGAAUGCCUCCCUUUUUGAAAGGUACAGAGCGAUGUUCUCUCUCAGGAACUUGAGAACAGCAGAGAGUGUCUUAGCCCUCGGAGAAGGUCUUCGAGCAGGAAGUGCCUUAUUCAGACACGAAGUCGCCUUCGUCCUGGGACAACUCCAGGAGGAGAUCUCCGUUCCUUUUCUUCAAGCAUCCCUGGAGGACCCAGAGGAAAACGAAAUGGUCAGGCACGAGUGCGCUGAGGCUCUUGGCGCCAUUGCUCAUCCAACCUGCGAAAAAAUCCUCAAUAAAUACGUGGAGGACUCCAAACGAGUCGUCAGGGAGAGCUGCAUCAUCGCCCUGGACAUGUGCGAGUACGAAAACAGUCCAGAAUUCCAAUAUGCUGAUACCUUAACUAAAGUUUCAACUCACUAACACAAUAACUAUAAAAAUCCUCUAUUUUUUUAACGACAACUAAAAUAGUUGACGCAAUAAACUUAUCAGCACAUUAGAAUUGGAAUUUUCUCUCAAUUACUUUCAAUUACUUUUAAUUAGUUCUCACUUCAAGUGCGAGUGAAUGAAAUGAGUGAUUCUUCAUGGCACUGAUGCUGGGGAAAAUAAUUCACGAAGACAACAGAAGGACUUCAAUAUAAAUAUAUUUAUCUAUUUCAAAUGCAUCUGAUUAAUAAUCACAUAAUUAACAAAUUAUUUUCCUGGAAAUACAGGAUAGACUUUUAUCCUUGGGGGUUCGACAGACUGUUUAUAGUUGGAGCUCGUCCUUCUGUUCGGUCUACGACGAACACCACCGGAAUUAUAUUUGUAAGGUUGAUAAAUCCUCUUGGAGUUGACAUCACCCAAAUCCCGACGGGAUAUUCUAGCCAGCACGACAUUCGGAUCCAA
This is a messenger RNA of Fopius arisanus, 1864 nucleotides long. RefSeq names its product deoxyhypusine hydroxylase nero (gene nero). Bases 476 to 1399 code for a protein of 307 amino acids. Gene Ontology annotation, biological process: peptidyl-hypusine biosynthetic process. Lineage: Eukaryota; Metazoa; Arthropoda; Insecta; Hymenoptera; Braconidae. Gene Ontology annotation, molecular function: deoxyhypusine monooxygenase activity. The record is from RefSeq and is a predicted model, not a curated record. The transcript is spliced from 3 exons.